Messenger RNA from Cynocephalus volans (Philippine flying lemur), 867 nucleotides. It is a transcript of the gene GLYATL3, whose product is annotated as glycine-N-acyltransferase like 3. Lineage: Eukaryota; Metazoa; Chordata; Mammalia; Dermoptera; Cynocephalidae. Gene Ontology annotation, cellular component: mitochondrion. The coding region runs from base 1 to 867 and encodes 288 amino acids. The record is from RefSeq and is a predicted model, not a curated record. Gene Ontology annotation, molecular function: glycine N-acyltransferase activity. The transcript has 5 exons.
AUGUUGGUGCUAAACUGUUGUACCAAAUUACUGAUACUGGAAAAAAUAUUGAAGAAUCACUUUCCUCAAUCACUCAAGGUUUAUGGAGCAGUGAUGAACAUAAAUCGUGGGAAUCCCUUUCAAAAGGAAGUGAUAUUGGAUUCAUGGCCAGACUUCAAAGCUGUCAUCACCCGGCGACAGAGAGGGGCUGAGACAGAUAACUUCGACCAUUAUACUAAUGCUUAUGCUGUGUUCUAUAAAGAUGUCAGGGCUUACCAGCAGCUAUUGGAAGAACGUGAUAUUAUUAACUGGGACCAAGUUUUUCAAAUACAAGGGCUGCAGAGUGAGUUAUACAAUGUUACCAAAACUGUUGCCAACUCAAAGCAGUUGCAAGUAAAGCUUACUUCCUUCCAGGCUGUUCAUUUUUCUCCUGUUUCAACUCUGCCAAACACUGGUUCCCUAACAGGGUCUUCCCCACGACUAACCUACCUGAGUGUUGCUGAUGCUGAUCUACUCAACCGGACUUGGUCACGGGGUGGAAAUGAACAGUGUCUCCAGUACAUUGCCAACCUCAUCGCCUGCUUCCCCAGUGUGUGUGUGCGUGAUGAUAAGGGAAACCCAGUCUCCUGGUCUAUCACAGACCAGUUUGCCACCAUGUGCCAUGGCUAUACCCUGCCAGAGCAUCGCAGGAAAGGUUAUAGCCGGCUGGUGGCCCUCACGCUGGCCAGGAAGUUGCAAAGCCGGGGAUUCCCCUCCCAGGGAAACGUCCUGGAUGACAAUGUGGCAUCGAUAAGCCUCCUGAAGAGUGUCCAUGCUGAGUUCUUGCCUUGUCGUUUUCAUAGGCUUAUUCUCACCCCUGCAACAUUCUCUGACCAAGCCCACCACUAG